Messenger RNA from Daktulosphaira vitifoliae (grape phylloxera), 2957 nucleotides. RefSeq names its product N-acetyltransferase eco (gene eco). NCBI's taxonomy places the organism in Eukaryota, Metazoa, Arthropoda, Insecta, Hemiptera, Phylloxeridae. Gene Ontology annotation, molecular function: protein-lysine-acetyltransferase activity. Gene Ontology annotation, cellular component: chromatin; nucleus. The coding region runs from base 276 to 2447 and encodes 723 amino acids. The record is from RefSeq and is a predicted model, not a curated record. Gene Ontology annotation, biological process: mitotic sister chromatid cohesion. The transcript has 10 exons.
ACAUAAUAGUUCAUUUUACCUACAUAAAAUGUUUUUUGCAAUCAGAAUAUAAUAGAAUAAUUGGAGUAUUGUACGAAAUCGUCAUCUGUGAUUUUUAAUUCCGUGGAUUGUCGUUUAAUCUAUUGAUCUCUAGUUUUUUAUUUUUGUAGUUUAAUGAUUGAAUAUUAGUUAUUCAUUUUCAUUUUCCUAUGUAAAAGAGCUAACUAAAUGAAAACUUGAUCAAAUGGAAUUUUUUCGUUAGUUAUUAAUAAUAUCGUACACAUUUAAGGUUAAAAAUGUCUGCUUAUACCACGCCUCGUAAAUCUCUGCGAUUUCGCAAUAAUGAACCAUCUCCUUUUUUUUCAAAUCGGAAAAGAGAAUUAUUUCCUGUUGAUAAUUGGGAUGAAGAUAGUCAUGAUAUAUCACCUCUACAAUCUUCUCCUGAAGUAUAUGACCCUGGAUUGGCAACUCCAGAAACUCCUAUUAAUGUAAAUCAUACAUCUAUCACUGAAUUGAGUCCUUCUGUGAGUGAUAAAUUUGAAAGGCUUAUGACUGAUCCAAAAAAUGGUAGUGUAGAUUCUGCUACUAUUAUUAUCGAAGAAACACCUAAUUCUAGAUGUUUUAAAAACAUUAAUAAAACGCCCUUCGAUUCAGACACUAACAGAGAAGUCAAAACUCCAUCAAAAAAAGUUCUUGGAUUAAACAAAUCAUAUGAUUUUAAGGAAGGAGUUGUUCUAGCUAGAUCGUUUUAUGGUGGUAACCAGGUUUCACUUGAAGAUUUGCGUGUUAAAAGAUUUAAUAGAUUACAUAGUAACCCAAAAGUUAAAGCAAAGUUGUUUAAUGAAAGUAAAUCAACAAGUAAAAAAAGAGCAAGAUCAUCUAGUCAUGAACGUAAAUCAAAGAAACCAUGUACUGCUGUCAAUUUAUUCCCAGGAGUUAUGCUACCAUAUAAAAAAAAACCAGUUCUUAAAAAGAUAAUAAUCAAAACUGAAGUAGUAGAAGAAAAUAUGGACGUUGUAGAAGAAGUCAAUGAUGUAAGGAAAAAACAUAUAGAAACUCCUAAGUUUAACUCUUUCAAAAAAGAUGUUUGGGCUGAGCAUGUCAAAUUAGAAAAACCUGAAAGAAUUAAAAUAGAACAGCCUGAAAAUAGGAAAUUUUUCAAAUCAAAAGUAGUUCAGAAUACUCCUUGUAGAGCAGAAAACAGUUUCAACUUGAAUGUUGUAAAUUGGGGAGAUGAAAACAGAAUGAGUACUUUCAUUAAGAAUGAAUCGUCUGAUUUUGAUAAUUCAGAAGUAUUAGAUGAUGAUGCUAUUGAAAAAAUUGGACAAGAAGUAUCUGAUUUGAUUGAAUUAUUAGAUGAUGAAGAAGAUACACAUUGUACACCUAUUCGAUAUCCCGGUCUAACUGUGAUAUCACAAAGUAGUCACAAUGAAUAUGAUGAAAACUCUCCCUUUGAUUAUGUUAAACAAACGAAAACAAUUAGGGAAAAUCCUAAUAAUGUUCAAAACUCUGAUAUGCCUGACUUGAUUAAAGAUGCUUUUAGCUUUAAUGAUAGCUUAGAAGAAAAAGAACAAGUAUUCAUAAAUUAUAACUCAAGAAAAACUCAGUUAAAAGAUAUUUCAAAUAACCAAGAACCAGAAGAAGUUAAUAUGGAAAUAACUGAUUGUAUAUCAGAUAACAAUUUUAAUAAAAGUAUGUCUCCACAAGAAAAAUUAUUUCCAAUUUUUACUAACAAAACCCCAUCUCCAAAUCAUUAUGUUCGUGCACUCAAUACUGGUAAAUCAACUAUUAGAAGAGUAAAAAGAAUUGUUGAUGCAGCUCAGUAUCAAAUUGAUGCUGGUCAAAAGAAAUUUGGAGGCUUUUUCUGUAAAGAGUGUGGACUCUAUUAUUCAAGAGGUGAACCUGAAGAUGAAGCUGAACAUGAUAAGUAUCAUGCAGCUAAACACAUAUUUAAAUACAAUGUUAUCAAGAAUGAAAAAAUAGUAUUUAGAGAUGAAGAUGAAAGAAUUAUUGUAAUAUCUGGUUCAGAUAGUAAAAAUUUGUGUACUAAAGCAUUAGAAGUACUUUCCUUUGUUGAUCAAGAACUAGGAUUUAGUACAUUUAAUACUGUUUUACCAGUUACUAAAAAGGUUUAUCUAUAUAUAAGAAGUAAACAAGUGAUUGGAUGUUUAGUUGCUGAAAUAAUAUCCCAAGCCUACCGUAAUUUAGAAACUGGUACUGAAGAUAUGGUGAUAGUCUCUGAAGAAUCAUAUCCUGCCAAAGUAGGAGUGAAUCGUAUUUGGACAAAAUGGGAUUGUCGACAAAAAGGGAUUGCAACAAAGCUGUUAGAUUGUUUUAGGAAAAACUACACAUAUGGCCAUAUAUUAUCAACUGAUGAAAUUGCAUUUACCGUGCCUACUCGUGCUGGUAAACAAUUCAUUAAGAAAUAUACAAAUAGAAGUGAUUAUUUUGUGUAUACUGGUUGGUAGUAAAAACAAUCUACUUUCUAAUUAUAUUUAAUUUUUCAACUUCUUUGCUAUAAUUUAGUAUAGAAUCUUAUUAUAAUAUUUUGUAAUAUCUACAUAGACCAAGUUUCAAAUGUUAAGAAAACUUAUGUUUGAAACUAUCCUUCUUAAGCUAAUUUUUAUUACAUCACACUUAAUAUUUUUAUUUAAUUUUGAUCUUUAAUUAAUUAAUAUAAAAUAAAAAUGAGUUAAAAUAUUACAUUUAUGACAUAUGCCAUUAAGAAACAAAAAAAAAUCCAUUGACAAGAUUUUUUAUCUAAAAAAACCCAUGUAUGAACAUGGGGUAAUACGAGAACAUUUUUCCUAUUCCAUAUAUUUUUAUAAACUUUUUUUUUUAUGAAAAUAUGUUAUAUUCAAUUGAAAUGUAUUUUUAUCAACUGAUGAUUUGUAAUUAUUUUUUUAAGUUGUAGUAUUUGUGUAAAUGUUUUCUAGAGAUUUGAAUUAUUUUUAAUUUUAAUAAAGUGUUUUAUACAA